This is a messenger RNA of Fusarium poae, 486 nucleotides long. RefSeq lists its product as uncharacterized. Gene Ontology annotation, molecular function: ubiquitin protein ligase binding. Gene Ontology annotation, cellular component: fungal-type vacuole membrane; fungal-type vacuole lumen. Gene Ontology annotation, biological process: endosome transport via multivesicular body sorting pathway. The coding region runs from base 1 to 486 and encodes 161 amino acids. The transcript has 2 exons. The record is from RefSeq and is a predicted model, not a curated record. NCBI's taxonomy places the organism in Eukaryota, Fungi, Ascomycota, Sordariomycetes, Hypocreales, Nectriaceae.
AUGUGUUCCGCAGACUUCUUCCUCGCUUUCCUUGCUAUUCUUUUCCCCCCACUGCCUGUAUGGGUCAAGUGCGGUCUCUGCAGCGCUGAUUCUCUAAUCAACAUCUUGCUCUGCUGUCUUGGCUACAUUCCCGGCCUCAUCCACGCAUGGUACCUCAUCGCCAAAUAUCCCGAGCCACCCUACGAAUAUGAGUCUCUGCCCCAAGAUCGCGAGGGCAACCGCGUCACCUACGUCUACGUCCAGUGCCCACCAGGUCCUCACCAGCACCCAAACAACAAGCAGCCAAAGCCCCAACCCAAGCCUCAAUCUGGCAACGCCGGCAACAUGAACUACGGUACUCAGAACGCUGCCAGCUCUUCUCACACUGCACCCCAGCAACAGGGCGUCGCGAACAACGGCGAGGGCAGCAGCUCUAACGACCAAAGUGUACCUCCUUCCUACGCCGAUGUUGUCGCAGGAGACCACAAGAUUCAGUCCAAGGACUAG